Octodon degus (degu) is the source of this 2439-nucleotide messenger RNA. It is a transcript of the gene Ercc2, whose product is annotated as ERCC excision repair 2, TFIIH core complex helicase subunit. Gene Ontology annotation, cellular component: nucleus. NCBI's taxonomy places the organism in Eukaryota, Metazoa, Chordata, Mammalia, Rodentia, Octodontidae. The transcript is spliced from 24 exons. The record is from RefSeq and is a predicted model, not a curated record. Gene Ontology annotation, molecular function: hydrolase activity, acting on acid anhydrides, in phosphorus-containing anhydrides; DNA helicase activity; ATP binding. The coding region runs from base 43 to 2325 and encodes 760 amino acids. Gene Ontology annotation, biological process: positive regulation of mitotic recombination; transcription by RNA polymerase II; nucleotide-excision repair.
AUGAGAGGCUAGUUGCCGGAGUUGCACGCCGCGGUAGCAGCCAUGAAGCUCAACGUGGACGGGCUGCUGGUCUACUUCCCCUACGACUACAUCUAUCCGGAGCAGUUCUCCUACAUGCUGGAGCUCAAGCGCACGCUGGACGCCAAGGGUCAUGGAGUCCUGGAGAUGCCCUCCGGUACUGGAAAGACAGUGUCUCUGCUGGCCUUGAUCAUGGCCUACCAGCGGGCAUAUCCAUUGGAAGUGACCAAACUCAUCUACUGCUCAAGGACUGUGCCCGAGAUUGAGAAGGUGAUUGAGGAGCUGCGCAAGUUGCUCAACUUCUACGAGAAGCAGGAAGGGGAGAAGCUACCAUUCUUGGGGUUGGCUCUGAGCUCCCGCAAGAACCUGUGUAUUCAUCCUGAGGUGACGCCCCUGCGCUUUGGGAAGGAUGUGGACGGGAAAUGCCACAGCCUCACCGCCUCCUAUGUGCGCGCACAGUACCAGCAGGAUGCCAGCAUGCCCCACUGCCGCUUCUAUGAGGAGUUUGAUGCCCAUGGGCGCCAGGUGCCCCUCCCUGCUGGCAUCUAUAAUCUUGAUGACCUAAAGGCCCUGGGGCAGCGUCAUGGUUGGUGCCCAUACUUCCUGGCCCGCUACUCGAUCCUGCAUGCCAACGUGGUGGUGUACAGCUACCACUACCUCCUGGACCCGAAGAUCGCUGACCUGGUGUCCAAGGAGCUGGCCCGCAAGGCUGUCGUGGUCUUUGAUGAAGCUCACAAUAUUGACAACGUCUGCAUUGACUCCAUGAGUGUCAACCUUACCCGCCGCACGCUUGACCGAUGCCAGGCCAACCUGGACACCCUGCAGAAGACAGUGCUCAGGAUCAAGGAGACAGAUGAGCAGCAGCUGCGGGAUGAGUACCGGCGUCUGGUAGAGGGGCUACGGGAGGCCAGUGCGGCCCGGGAGACAGAUGCCCACCUGGCCAACCCUGUGCUGCCCGACGAGGUGCUGCAGGAGGCCGUCCCUGGCUCCAUCCGCACAGCUGAGCACUUCCUGGGCUUCCUACGACGGCUGCUGGAGUUCGUCAAGUGGCGGCUGCGUGUGCAGCAUGUGGUGCAGGAGAGCCCCCCUGCCUUCCUCAGCAGCCUGGCCCAGCGUGUGUGCAUUCAGCGCAAGCCCCUCAGAUUCUGUGCUGAGCGCCUCCGCUCCCUCCUGCACACCUUGGAGAUUGCUGACCUCGCCGACUUCUCACCGCUCACCCUCCUUGCUAACUUUGCCACCCUUGUCAGCACCUACGCCAAGGGGUUCACCAUCAUCAUUGAACCCUUCGAUGACAGGACCCCAACCAUUGCCAACCCCGUCCUACACUUCAGCUGCAUGGAUGCCUCCCUGGCCAUCAAACCUGUGUUCGGGCGCUUCCAGUCUGUCAUCAUAACCUCUGGGACACUGUCCCCGUUGGACAUCUACCCCAAGAUCCUGGACUUCCACCCCGUCACCAUGGCAACCUUCACCAUGACGCUGGCUCGGGUCUGUCUCUGCCCCAUGAUCAUUGGCCGGGGGAAUGACCAGGUUGCCAUCAGCUCCAAAUUUGAGACCCGGGAAGAUAUUGCGGUGAUCCGGAACUAUGGGAACCUCCUGCUAGAGAUGUCAGCCGUGGUCCCGGACGGCAUCGUGGCCUUCUUCACCAGCUACCAGUACAUGGAGAGCACCGUGGCCUCCUGGUACGAGCAGGGCAUCCUCGAAAACAUCCAGAGGAACAAGCUGCUGUUCAUCGAGACCCAAGAUGGGGCUGAGACCAGUGUCGCCCUGGAGAAGUACCAAGAGGCCUGCGAGAAUGGCCGUGGGGCCAUCCUGCUGUCUGUGGCCCGUGGCAAGGUAUCUGAGGGAAUUGACUUUGUGCACCACUAUGGACGGGCUGUCAUCAUGUUUGGCGUCCCCUAUGUCUACACCCAGAGCCGCAUUCUUAAGGCACGCCUGGAGUACCUGCGGGACCAGUUCCAGAUCCGAGAGAAUGAUUUCCUCACCUUUGAUGCCAUGCGCCACGCGGCCCAGUGUGUGGGUCGGGCCAUCCGGGGCAAGACAGACUACGGCCUCAUGGUCUUUGCUGACAAGCGCUUUGCCCGGGCAGACAAGCGGGGGAAGCUGCCACGCUGGAUCCAGGAGCACCUCACAGACGCCAACCUCAAUCUCACAGUGGACGAGGGGGUCCAGGUGGCCAAGUACUUCCUGAGGCAGAUGGCACAGCCCUUUCACCGGGAGGACCAGCUGGGCCUGUCCCUACUCAGCCUGGAGCAGCUAGAGUCAGAGGAGACGCUGCGGAGGAUAGAGCAGAUCGCUCAGCAGCUGUGAGCGCAGACGUGGCAUGAAGGCAUCCAGCGCAGGGGUCAGAAGGAUACAUGAGCCCCAGGAAUGUCAGGGCCCACUUGGGGAAGUGCCGCUGCCGAGGGAGCCGAGCCCAGGAGG